This is a messenger RNA of Sebastes umbrosus (honeycomb rockfish), 1669 nucleotides long. It is a transcript of the gene dusp22a, whose product is annotated as dual specificity phosphatase 22a. Gene Ontology annotation, molecular function: protein tyrosine/serine/threonine phosphatase activity. Gene Ontology annotation, cellular component: cytosol. NCBI's taxonomy places the organism in Eukaryota, Metazoa, Chordata, Actinopteri, Perciformes, Sebastidae. The transcript has 7 exons. Gene Ontology annotation, biological process: regulation of cell population proliferation; transforming growth factor beta receptor signaling pathway; protein dephosphorylation. Bases 309 to 935 code for a protein of 208 amino acids. The record is from RefSeq and is a predicted model, not a curated record.
ACCAGCAGCUGCAGUUGUUUCACGUCAAAACAAUCCGGAAGACGAUACAAGACGAGGACUGUUGCUGUUGUUGUUGUUGGAGCUGGGACGAGGUUGAGGCUGAAUUAAUAACAUUACUGCUUUAAAGGACAUUAGUGGAACUUAAUAAUGUUGUUGAAUAGAAGACAAACAUAGCGACACAAGCGAAGGUUGUCCAGUUUUAUGAGUUUGAAGCCUCCUUGCGUUUGUUAUUGGAUUCAAAGUCCAUGAUAUCGCAGCAGAUCUAGUUGUUGAAGUGUUAGCUCAUCGCAGACUGAUCCAGAGUCGUCAUGGGCAAUGGGAUGAAUAAGGUUGUCGAUGGACUCUACCUUGGGAAUAUAAGAGAUGCAGAAAACAGAGAAAGUCUGUCAAAGAAUGGCAUCACUCACAUCCUGUCUGUGUACAACAAUGCUAAACCCGUGUUUGAGGACAUGACGUAUCUUUGUAUUCAUGCAGCUGAUGCUUCCAGCCAGAACCUAUUACAACAUUUUAAAGAGUGCAUCAGCUUCAUCCAUGAAUGUCGCCUGAAUGGUGGAUCUUGUCUCGUUCACUGCCUUGCAGGUGUGUCCCGCAGCACUACUAUGGUGGUGGCGUACCUGAUGACCGUCACACACUACAGCUGGGAUGAGUGUCUGACUGCAGUCAUGGCUGUUCGCUCCUUCGUCGGCCCAAACUAUGGCUUCCAGCAGCAGCUGCAGGAGUACCAGACGACACAAGUCUCUGAGUACCGAGCAUGGUUACGGUCCAGUUUCCGUCCCAGUCCAUUUAAUGACCAGGAUCAGGUGGGUGUCCUGCUGAGCCAGUACACAGAGCAACAGGAGAGCCAGAGGAGAGGAGCAGACCAGCGCUGGAUAAAACCAGGUGUAGGUGUGUCUGCCAUGCCAUCCAAACCUGAUGAUGCUCAAGGCAGCAGCUGAAACAUGGGCCUGUGAUCGUACUACAGUCCUGCCCAAGGCUGUCUGUAAACGGCAGUAGCUAUUAUUCUGUACUCAAUUCCAAAUCAACCCCAAGCUGUAUCCACAACUGUAAGGCCUUUGUACAACUCUGAAAGCAUAGGAUGAAAAAAAUCCCCCCUUAAAAGCCAAGCAUAUCUUUCAUAGCUUAUUUGCAUCGGUCUAAUCAUUUUUAAUCAAUGGAGGUUGAUUUAGAAUUGGGCUACGGACUCUAAUCCACUACCAGUACCUUCCUUGCUCCCUUAACAGAGUACAGCCACAACCGGGGAAUCGGUGCUCACAGACGCCUUACUUUAAACACCUCAACACCUUAGUCAUGAUGAAUAAACUACACUCUCAUGUGGACUCUUCGCACCUGCACAGUUCAGCUCGGUAGCCUUAAAGAAGUGACUGAUUAUGCUGUCUUAAAGGAACAUUUUGUCUCUUAAUUAUUUGGAUGUCUAGUCUGUGCUGGUGGACAAUGAAAUCCACAAAUCUGCAACCAAUUUGAUGCCAAUUAUUCUGACACGUACCAGUUUGCAGUCCUGGCGAAGUUGGCUGACAAAAAAAUGGUUAUUAUGUACAUCCUACUGAAAGCAAGCCUGUCAAAUGUGUAAAAACUAUUGACAUUACAUCCACUAGUAAAAUACACAGUAACCAAACAAUGGUCAUGGUGUCGUUAGCAAAUACGCUUGCCACUUAUAACAACAAGAAAUAUA